UCUUUGAGGAAAACAAAAACAAACAGUGUAAGACGAGCGUAUGCUAGUCUACGUGUGUUCAAAUGUCACUAAGCUCUAUAGGUCGUACAAAAGUAGAGCACCGCUGCCAAGAAUAGGACGCCUGCCCUGUGGUGUUUGUUGUAAGUGAGUGAUAUCCCGGAAAAGGGAGUUGCCCCCGUCGAAGAAGAAGACGAAAAGGAGCAAGAAGAAGAGAACCAGUUCAGGGAGUUGAGGAAGAACAUUCGCCGCACACCCGCCCUAAGUAAACAAUGGGCAGCGUUUGGAAGCGGCUGCAGCGCGUCAACAAGCGGGCGGCCAAAUUCUCCUUCACCGUGUCGUACCAUGAACUGCGGAUGGAAACGACGGCCAAAUGGCGCCCCCACAGCUUGCACGUAGUAUGGACCCGUCGCUCCCGCCGUGUAGUAUCCAGUCCCAUGGCAUGGGAACCGGACCUGGUCAACCCCGUUUGCAGCACAAUGGCCUGGCCAAUGCCGGAUAACCACACCAUAGCCGUCACUCUGUUCAAAGACAUCCGAACACACGAACUGGAGGACAAAGACUGGACCUUCGUGCUGGAGGACGUGUCCCAGAUGGGCAAAAAGCGGCUACUGGCGUCCGCCACGAUCAACAUGCGCAGAUACGCCAGUAUAGAAUCCACACAGCAGACGUUCAUGCUUGAGCUGAGGCCCGUUUCCAAGAAGAUCCUCUCGGCACAGCUGGAACUGACACUGAGCUGCGUGUUCCUGAGGGAGGGCAAAGCCACCGACGAGGACAUGCAGAGCAUUAUUUCGCUGAUGUCGGUCAACAAUGUGACGGACAUUGCCCCGUUGGACGAUUUGGAAGACAUUCCCGAUUUGGAGAACUCGAUAGAGAUUUCAGAGCACGUGUUGGAUUUCACCCAUCAGCUGGAGCAGCUUACGACUAGUUUGAAUACUUCAGACCUGGCGACGCCCAUGAGUGUGCCAUCGCUUUCGGACGACCAAACACCGGUGAUGAGUGGUUCGAAGGAUAUGUUCAAGGAGGUCCUCAACGAUAGGGGCUAUAUUUCACUGACCAGCGAUACCGGUAGCAUCAAAGAACCGGAUGAAAGAGAUUACAACAAACAGAAACCUCCCGAAGUGACUAUAGAAGACCCUCCGCGAACAGAGCCUCUAACACGUCAGGACACAUCGAACUCGGUGACCGUGGAAGAACAUCACAAAUUAGAAGAAGAACAUCUAGAUCCACUGGAAGCACUCGAGGAGGAAAAGAGUCCUCCGAAACCACCGGCUCCAGUGGCACCCCUCCUACCCCUUACCCCAAGAAUAGAUAGCGAACUUACCAAAAAAUCUCCCGAGGAAUUGCAGAGCAGUCGGGCGGAGCUGAAACCGCUGAACCUUAUCAAAAGCUACGAUCACCAGCCGGAGGAGAAGAAAGUCGCCGUUGCGGCUCCUCCCCCGUCUGUUCCUCCCACAGUCACCGUCCCAGUGGUGCCGGUAGAACCGGUAGUCGAGCCGAAGAAACCGAUCCUGCGGGACAGCACUCCGGGACAGGAUCUGCUCGAGUGGUGCAAGGAAAUCACGAAAAGCUACAACGGAGUCAAGGUUACCAAUCUCACGACCAGCUGGCGCAACGGGAUGGCGUUCUGUGCGAUCAUUCAUCACUUUUACCCUAGUUUAAUCGAUAUGAGUAAGUUAUCACCCGGCAACGUGAUAGAGAACUGCCGGACGGCGUUCGACGCGGCGGAGAAGCUGGGCAUCCCACGAGUCAUCGAACCGCGCGAUAUGAACAUGCUGGCCGUGCCGGACAAGCUGGCCGUGAUGACCUAUCUGUAUCAGCUGCGGGCGCACUUCACCGGCCACCAGCUGGAGGUGCACACGAUAGAUUCGGGCAUUCCAUGCCAGGCAUGCUACCUAGCAGCCGAACAAGCCAUGUGCAUUUAUUCACAAACGAAAAAGUUACAGCGGGGUGAAACCUCGGACGAUUCCAGCUACGUCAUAGGCAACUACAAAUCGGACAAGCUGACCAAAGACCUGCUCAACCUGAACGACAUGAUCACGCCCAAGGAGGACGAUCCGUUGAAGCGGGAAGCCAGCAAGGCGCAACUGCUGGCCAACUCGAAAGCCCUGCUGGGUAAGGUGCUUUCGCCUACCAAAGAGAAGUUCCCCACGCCGGCUGCCGCCAUCGAUGGCGGCAAUGGACCGAUGCCCAACGGUACGUCCGCCGUCGCGGAGGUCGAUAGUGGUCCCCCCGGCGGGAACACUAGCAAUAGUAGUAGUAGUAAUAGUACCGGAGACGAUUCCGGGCUUGGUGGUGGUGGUGGUAUUGGUGGCGGAAAUGAUAUUAGCAAUAGUGCAAUCAAUAACAAUAGUAUCAAUAAUAAUACAGCGGAAUUGAACGGAACGGUACCGGACGAGCUGGAGGGAGUUUGUGAUAGCACGACCAGGAGCGACCAGGACGGGGACCGGAAGGUGCCACCACUGCUGGACUCGGCCAUGACGAAUAAAAUUCUUUUGCGGCAUAAGGAAAUGAGUGAGAAGGCUAAAUUAAUGAUUGAAAAACUUAGAGCGACUAGUGUAGAUAAGGGUGGUGACAUUGAUGCUAAUGAACGCCAAACGCGGUUACGAGAGCAGGCGCGAAAACUGAUCGCCGAGACGAAAGCCAAAACGCUAACCCUCGAUUCGCCGUCGUCUCCAACGAAGAUCAGCACGGCACAGAAGAUGAACUUCUCGCCGGAACGGACUAUCUCACCGAUCAACAACGUUCCGGAGUUCAUUUUUCCCAGCGUCGGAAUACUCGGCGCCCGGAAUGGCAAAGAUUCGCCGGUGCGGUUCGGGGCUGAUGAGGCGCGAACCAUCGACCGGGGGAGCGAUGCCAAUCGGAAUCACCUGCUGAAGCGGGGGACGCCCUCGCCGAACAAGGUGUCGCCUUCGUUGCUUGAAUUGAUUGCGCCCAAAAACGAGGGGAGGGUGGAAAAAGUCAACUAUAUCCAAAGUGAGCUGAACAAACUGGAACGGGAGCAAGAAGCCAUCGAUCAGAAGGCCAAUGCCCUGGAAAAGAAACUACGAGCUGUGAUGGGAGGCACAAUGUCCAAUGUGAACGAAACCGAAGAUCAACUCAUGUCCCAGUGGUUUACGUUGGUCAACAAGAAGAACGCCUUGCUGAGGCGGCAGAUGCAGCUGAAUCUACUUGAACAAGAGAACGAUCUUGAGAAAAAGUACGACAUGCUGAAUCUGGAACUGCGGGCGGCCCUCUCGAUCGAGGACUGGCGCAAAACGGAGGAACAGCGGGAGAAGGAGGCCCUGCUGCUGGCCGAACUGGUCGCCAUUGUGGACAAGCGCAACGAAUUGGUGCAAAAUUUGCACAGCCAGGAGCAAGCAAUUGAGGAUGACGACGAAAUCGAACGUAAGCUGGAAACCGUGGACAUUAAUCACAAAGACGAAAAAUGCGUCAUUCAGUAGGCUUGUUGCUGGGAGAUGUUUGAAUACUCAAAAUUCGAUUGAUACGAACUGGAUUUAUGUCCUAAGGGAAUCUAUGGAGAUUACCGUGCAUCUAGCGUAGUGUAGAUAGCUUCUUUUCAUAAAUACAGAGUUGUCUAUCGUCGUUCCAAGGAAUAUGCCGUGACCGUGGUGGGUACAGGAAUCCGCAACCGCUCGUACUUCAAAAAAACCUUAAGGCGUACUACUUUUCCCACAUCAUCGUUAUCGGAACCAGUGAUCGUGACUUACCAGAAUCCAACCAAUUCAUCAUCAAACAUUUUGAGCGGGGAAAAAAGGAAAGGUACAAUCGUCAGCGCCGGGAAAACGGUUGAAAACUAUUUACAUUUAGCAGUCAGUUGAGUCGAAGUUUAUCGAGGUAUAUUUAUCGAUUCAGUGUCAGUUGUCUUUUUAGUAUCGAUUCCGUCCGGGAGAUUUGAUUCCAUCGUGUCGUCGUAAUGUACUCGAUGUUGUAAUGGUUGAUGAUACGAAGGUACCUACAGCUGCAACCUAUUUAUAUUCCUUACCAUGGUCCCUACUCACGCAAUACGUGCAAACGCUGUUAGUUGUCCUUAUUUGAUGAGGGAAACUGUUUUCUUUUCGACAAGAAGGGAUUUCAUUAAGUUUUAAGUUCUCAUACUCGGCUCUCAGUUGUACAUAUCUGUUAAUUUUAAACCAUGUUUUAACCAAAAAAAAAAAUCGAAUCAUUUAAGCUCUCCAAAACACCAUUAUCAGUCAAUGGAUGUGAGCAGCUUAGGAACUUAUUUUAUAAGGAAACAUUCUGUGUGCAAAUAUUUUACUCGUUUUAAAACUUUUUUUGGAGCUCGGUUAGAGGCGCGGAAGACAUAUUGUACCCUUUUGAGGUAAUGAUUACAAUAAUGCUAUAAAAGGAAACUUUUACGUGAUACCAAUUGUGGAAAAAUCCCAAUUUAUAAACAUAUAUUUUAUUUUUGUAAGCUUUUUUAGUACAUCAGACUUAAGUAGUUUUUCUCUGACAUUUGAAAUUCGUAGAGAAGAAAAAGUAGAUUUUGCGCUAAUUCCAAUAUAACCUAGUAGAACUUUCACAGAGGAGCUUUGGAAGGGUUUCAAUCGAUCCGAUAGCUGUUUUUGAAGCCAGUCUUGAGUAGCUUUGGCUUGCUUUUCUCCGGCACAACCGCAGCAAAAGGAUUAGGUAAACAAGUCAGACAGAACAAGAGAAUUAUUACAAAUUAUGAUAUUCUAGUCAUUCGAGUAGUAGUUGUAGCUAAACACGGGGAAAACUAAUUUAAUAUAUCGUAUGGAUAAUGAUAGUAUUAUUGAUUCAACUGUGCUCUAUAUAUAUACACAAUACCACAAACACAAAAAAUCACAAAACUCUUAACUACUGCUAGACGAACAAACGAAGAUGACUCGACUAACCAAAAAAAACAACCAGAA
Aedes aegypti (yellow fever mosquito) is the source of this 4871-nucleotide messenger RNA. It is a transcript of the gene Ehbp1, whose product is annotated as EH domain-binding protein 1. The record is from RefSeq and is a predicted model, not a curated record. Gene Ontology annotation, molecular function: protein binding. The transcript is spliced from 13 exons. The coding region runs from base 270 to 3440 and encodes 1056 amino acids. Lineage: Eukaryota; Metazoa; Arthropoda; Insecta; Diptera; Culicidae.